This is a messenger RNA of Talaromyces amestolkiae, 2892 nucleotides long. RefSeq lists its product as uncharacterized. Gene Ontology annotation, biological process: protein export from nucleus; protein import into nucleus. Gene Ontology annotation, cellular component: nuclear envelope; cytosol. Lineage: Eukaryota; Fungi; Ascomycota; Eurotiomycetes; Eurotiales; Trichocomaceae. The transcript has 7 exons. Gene Ontology annotation, molecular function: nuclear export signal receptor activity; small GTPase binding. The coding region runs from base 1 to 2892 and encodes 963 amino acids. The record is from RefSeq and is a predicted model, not a curated record.
AUGGCAAACAACCUGGGAGCUGUCGCACAGCUUUUAGAAGCCAGCUUGGAUCCCAGGCAAAACAAACAAGCUGAACUUGCACUUCGGCAAGAAGAGAAGAAACCCGGCUUCUCGUUAUUCCUGCUCCAGAUCACCGCGUCCGCAGAUUUUCCAUACAACACUCGGCUCGCAAGUGCCUUAUGCUUUAAAAAUCUCAUCCGAAGAAGUUGGGUCGACGAAGACGGAAAUCACAAACUGCCGCAAGAUGAGGUUGUCACAAUCAAGCGGGAGUUGAUCAACCUAAUGAUCAAUGUUCCCGGUGGAAUUCAGACCCAACUGGGCGAGGCAGUCAGCGUGAUUGCAGACAGCGAUUUCUGGGAGCGAUGGGAUACCCUUGUGGCUGAUCUAGUGUCACGAUUAGACCCUAAGAACCCGGUUGUCAACAACGGAGUCCUCACAGUGGCACACUCCAUCUUUCGACGAUGGCGUCCCCUCUUCCGAUCAGACGAUCUUUUCACCGAGAUUAAUCAUGUGCUCAACACUUUUUCCACGCCGUAUUUGGCAUUGUUCGAGGGCCUGGACGCUUACAUCGAAGAAAAUAAAUCAAACAAAGAAACUCUGUCACAGGGUUUCAAACAGCUCGACCUUAUGAUCAAACUUUUAUACGAUCUGAAUUGUCAAGAUUUGGCGCCACUAGUGGAGGACAACGCACAGUCUAUUGCUAAUCUGCUGCUCAAAUACUUGCUUUAUGAUAACCAACUGCUUCACACCGACGAUGAAUCUGAAGCGGGAGUUUUGGAGUUUGUCAAAGCCGGUAUCUUUGAAGUAUUGACUCUGUUUGUCCAAAAAUAUAGCGAUGUUUUUGAGCCUCAUGUCGGUCAGUUCGUUGGAAACUCUUGGAACUUGUUGACGACUGUCGGCCAGGAGACAAAAUACGACAUACUGAUCAGCAAGGCACUUCAAUUCUUGACCUCAACCACAAGCAUGCCUGAGCACGCUAAAAUCUUCGAAGAUCAAGGAACUCUGAGCCAGGUCAUUGAAAAGGUCAUUUUGCCAAAUAUUGCGCUACGAGAAUCUGACGAAGAGCUUUUCGAGGACGAGCCCAUUGAGUUUAUCCGCCGCGACCUGGAGGGUUCAGACAGCGAUACCAGACGCCGAGCAGCUACAGACUUUGUGCGCCAAUUGGCAACCAAAUUCGAAGACUCAGUCACGAGAGUGGUUUCUCAGUACACCGAUCAUUACCUUGCUGAAUACGCAAAAGACCCAGCGUCAAAUUGGAAAUCAAAAGACACCGCUACGUAUCUGUUCUCUGCCAUCGCCGCCAAAGGUGCAGCGACGGCAUCUCACGGUAUCACAACGGUCAGCAAGCUUGUUGAUAUCGCAGACUUUUUUCAAAAACACCUUGCGGCCGAUUUGGUUUCCGAUGGCGCAGUCAACCCUAUAUUGAAGGUUGACGCUAUCAAAUAUCUCUACUUGUUUAGGAGUAUCAUCACACCUCAACAGUGGCAAGAGGUAUUUCCUCUACUAGUCAAGCAUUUGGGUUCCGACAACUAUGUGGUGUACACUUAUGCAGCUAUUGCUGUUGAACGGGUGCUUGCUUUCCACGAUUCUGCAGGUCAGCCUGUCAUCUCACCGGCCAACAUCACCCCCUUGGCCAAGGAGCUCCUCGAGCAUCUAUUCCAGCUCGUUGAAAAGGAUCCCUCACCACCUAAGGUGCAAGAAAAUGAAUUUUUGAUGAAAUGUGUGAUGAGAGUUUUGAUUGUUAUCAAGGAAGGAGUUGUUCCACUUACUGAUGCAGUCCUGGAGCAUUUGAUCAAAAUUACUAGGAUUAUCAGUGCUAACCCUAGCAACCCGCGAUUUUACUAUUACCAUUUUGAAUCGAUCGGUGCCUUUAUCAGGUUUGCUGCUCCUGCCAAACCUGAGAAAUUGGAACAAGCACUUUACGCACCUUUCGCUGAGGUUCUUCAGGCAGAUGUUCAAGAAUUCAUGCCUUAUGUCUUCCAACUGUUCGCUGCUUUACUCGAGGCAAACUCAUCCGCGACAUUGCCAGAGUACUACCAGAAUCUGAUCGCACCUAUUCUCAUGCCGGUCAUGUGGGAGUCUAAGGGCAACGUUCCUGCAUUAGUUCGGUUACUCUCUGCUAUUAUUCCUCGCGGCGCACAAUUCAUUUCCUCAAACAAUCAAAUUGAACCAAUCCUCGGUCUCUUCCAGAAGUUGCUCUCGACGAAAGCCAAUGAGAGUCAUGGAUUCGACCUUUUGGAGAGUGUGAUUGGAAGCUUCUCCGCUAACGCUCUGGAACAAUAUUUCACCUCCAUCAUGCAAAUUAUCCUGACUCGUCUGCAAAACUCCAAAACCGAGGUCCUGCAGCUGCGAUUUGUUCGCUUCUACCACUUUGUUUCCGCCCGGGAUGAUCAAGGUUACAGUGCAGACUUUUUUAUCCAGGUCACGGACAAGGUCCAAGCGGGACUAUUUACUCCCCUCUAUCUGAAUGUCAUUUUACCAGAAUCGCAAAAACUCGCCAGGCCGCUUGACCGCAAGACGGCAGUUAUCUCUUUCACGAAAACACUGGCCAACUCGGAAGCGUUUGCGCAGCAAUACAAGAAGGGUUGGGGCUUCACAUGUGAAGCUCUUCUUAAGUUGUUGGAGCUACCUCCUGUUCCAGUCACCAGGGAUGAUAUCAUCACAGAACACGACGUGGAUGAUAUGGCAUUCGGAGUUGGGUUCACACAAUUGAACACUGUUCGACCUCGCCCGAAGGACCCAUGGCCGGAGACCGGAGUCGACUUAAAGGCGUGGACCGGAAAAUACCUCACGGAGGCCAACUCGAAGCGGGGUGGUCGAAUUAGUGGAUUCGUUCAGGAACGACUCAGCCCUGAACUCCAAAAAAUUCUUGCCAGUUAUAUGACGGCGUAA